Messenger RNA from Trematosphaeria pertusa, 869 nucleotides. RefSeq lists its product as uncharacterized. Lineage: Eukaryota; Fungi; Ascomycota; Dothideomycetes; Pleosporales; Trematosphaeriaceae. The record is from RefSeq and is a predicted model, not a curated record. The transcript has a single exon. Bases 182 to 730 code for a protein of 182 amino acids.
GGUCAACAGCCUGCGUCCGUCCGACCUGGCUAAUCCCUUACUGCGCGACCGAACGGAACCGAACAGUAGCUAGCUCUGUGGAUCCUCAGACAGUAGACUGUUGCUGCUGCUGCGGCCGUCGCCUCACUGGCUGCGAUCGAGCGGGCUCAUUUGACCGCAAGGAAAGCCGUCUGGGUUGAGGAUGCGGAAGGAACGGUGGAGCGCAGUGCCGGAUUGCAUGCAACAGUGGACGAGAGCAGAAUAUGUGCUUGCGGGCGCGAUGAUGAUGAGAGAAAGGGUGCAGAAGAGAGAGGACGAGGAGGAGACUGAAAUGGAUGGCAGGCUCCGCCGAACGGCUGCCCCAUCGGGAAGCAAACGGUGGGCACGGGCCCACAAUGGCAGAAGCGGCCGCUCCAAUCAGACCGCGAGAAAAGGCUGGUGGCAUACUCCGACCGCCCGAUAUUCAGAGGCAUGCAUCUCAACUGGCCCGAUUAUGGACGAGGUCAACUGUCGAGCACUCCCCUCCUGGGCGUUGUUGACAGGGCGCUGUUUCAACGUCGUGCGCCUGCAGGGGCGGUGCGCUUCACGUCGAGCAGAGAACGAUAGCUCUUGUCAAACGUAUUAUUGUCCAAGCACUGCUAUUUCAUCCGAAGGAAUAUUAAGCGCGCUUCAACAUGUGACCGAGCGUGCCGGACGCUCGCAAGCGCUCCAGGGCUGUCGCCUCGUACUAACGCAACGCCGAACACCUUGAUCGAGCAGAAGUUGGAACACAGUCGAAGAGCUCUGAACAUGAAGGAGCGUCAUAACCCGUGAAUCAUAGCCAGCUGAUCUAGUCCGCAGCAGACUGAUCGCGCGUCCGGCUCUUUCCAGGCAUGCCGUCUUCGCGGUGC